Molecule: messenger RNA, 1574 nt
Organism: Manihot esculenta (cassava)
Lineage: Eukaryota; Viridiplantae; Streptophyta; Magnoliopsida; Malpighiales; Euphorbiaceae
Exons: 3
Coding region: 46-1389 (447 amino acids)
Source: RefSeq, a predicted model, not a curated record
CACAGGCUACUUGCCGCUGGCUGCUGUACAAAAGGCCGUCCAACCAUGCCCACCUCCACCACUUCUGAUGAAACCCAUAUCGAUGUUCAAUUCUCCGAUCGACGUGUGACGAUGGGGUUACCUGAUCAAAACAAUGAUUCUAACGUCCCUUUGUUACUCCAGCCAUCAUAUGCAAGAUCAAAAUCCCUACUCUUUGAUGAACUGCGCAAUUUUCGAAUAAGCCUCAAAUGGUGCGCCCUUGAUCACUCCUCUUGCAUAGGAAAAUUCGUAUCAUAUUUGACAUGCAUAUUCUUCACCAUUAUUGUCCCCAUCAUAAGCUCCCUCUCUAUUCAAGUACCAUCCGAUUACCCCAUAUCUUUGAACAAACUGGUGCAGUUUCCUGAGUCUGGCUUGGCUCUAAUAGCUUUCUUGACCCUAUCCGGCUUUUUCAGAAAAUAUGGUCUUCGCCAGCUCUUGUUCCUGGAUGGGCUACAAGACGAUUCUUUAUUUGUGAGACGUGGAUACUCCCGGGAGCUUGAUAAGGCUUUUCGAUACCUGGCAUGCAUUUUACUACCAUCCUUUUUGGUGGAACUUGCACACAAAAUCACUUUAUUCUCCACGGUGAAAAUAUCACUACCUUACAUUAUCGGUUCAGGUGUCCCCUGGAAUUCUAUCAUGUUUGUGUUGGUGUUGGCUUCGUGGGUUUACAGAACAGGUGUUUUCCUGUUGGUCUGCGUUCUGUUUCGGCUGACUUGUGAGCUCCAAAUACUUAGAUUUGAAGGGCUUCAUAAGUUGUUCGAUGGAUGUGAAUCGGAUGCUGGAGUCAUAUUCAGGGAGCAUGUUAGGAUUAAGAAGCAGUUGUCUGUUACCAGUCAUAGAUAUAGAUUCUUUAUCAUUGCUUGUUCAGUUACCAUUACCAUUAGUCAAUUGGGAGCUUUGCUGCUGGUUCUGGCAUUCAAGUCGGACAAAACUUUCAUUAAUUCAGGGGAUCUUGUGAUUUGUUCAGUGGUGCAGUUAAGUGGCUUCUUCUUAUGCUUACUGGGAGCAGCUAGAAUCACACAUAGAGCUCAAAGGAUCGUGUCCGUAGCAACUAGAUGGCAUAUGAUCGUUACAUCUGCAUCCGACAGAUCAGACCAAGGGAAACGCCUUAUCCAGGAUGCUGAUGGGACUCUAGUAUCCAACUCUGCUGAUAUUGAUGCCGAUUCAUCAGACAUUUUGGUGUCAGAUAAUUCUUCACAGGAUCCAUCUUCCUACCAAACCAGGCAGGCUUUCGUGGCAUAUUUGCAACACAACAAUGGAGGAAUCACACUAUUUGGAUUUGCGCUUGACCGCGGAUUGCUUCAUACACUCUUUGCAUUUGAGUUCUCUUUGGUGAUGUGGAUUCUGAGCAAAGCGGUGGUUCUGUCCUGAGCAAUGUCUCUUUUUUCACAAGUCCCUUUACCUUAACCCUUCCUUAAAUAAAUAAAACUCAGCAGCACAAAGAGAUCUGGAGAAGAUGUAGAUCUGCUUUGUUCAUUGUACACUAAUAUGUAUAUGAAGAGUUUCAUUCAUAUUUUUCUAUGGGUAAAACCAUUUAAAGAAUUUAAUUAUUUUAU